Prosopis cineraria is the source of this 2463-nucleotide messenger RNA. RefSeq names its product calcium sensing receptor, chloroplastic. The record is from RefSeq and is a predicted model, not a curated record. Gene Ontology annotation, biological process: regulation of stomatal closure; cellular response to calcium ion; de-etiolation. The transcript is spliced from 14 exons. The coding region runs from base 237 to 2204 and encodes 655 amino acids. NCBI's taxonomy places the organism in Eukaryota, Viridiplantae, Streptophyta, Magnoliopsida, Fabales, Fabaceae.
UUUCCAAAUUAUUCCACAAAAAAAAAAAUAAUAAUAAUAACAAUAAUAAAUAAAUGAAAACAAAAAAAAGAUUAUUGUGCUCGCUGGCAAGCAAAGAGAAAAAGAAAAUCGGGAGAGAGAGGGAGAGAGAGAGAUCUGGGUGACUGUACCAGUCAAGGUUUGUUAUCUCCCGGUGUUAUGUUCAACUGAAGAAAUUAGCGGCUUGAUAUGUCCUUGGAGCUUUAUUAUUCGUCAAUAUGAGAAUGUUGCCGGUUUGCUCAGUCACCCCACGCUACUCAUUGUCUUCCCAGAUUCCAUUGUAUGGGGGAUCUGUAUAUCCAUUGCAGAAGGAUCUUGAAGGUAGAUGCAUUAUGGAUGAUGUCCAUCUGGGUUUGCAAAAUGGAACCCACUCCGUGAGGAAUCCAUUUAUUGCACAAGCUACAAAGUCUGUCUGCUGUAGCAUUGCUAAUGGUGCUGAACAAUCAGUCUAUGCGGAGUUUCCUGGCAGAUUUUCCUCUCUAAAUGAACCAGGACACCUUGAGUGCAAAUUUACAAACACAUGGAAUUAUUCACCAGUGACAGCAAGUGGACACCAUUCACUGACUUGUGGGGAACUCAUAUAUGUUGAAAAUUAUGAUACAUCAUCUGUCCCAGAGAGAUUGAUGGACCUAACUGAACAGUCAACUGAAGGAUCAGAAACAUUAUUUAGUACUGACAUUGUGUCAGAGAAGCUCACCCCUAUGCCUGAAUCAAUUAUAGUGGACAAUGAAUCAUUAGGCAGCACAAAAGCAAGUAUUGGUGAUAUGUUUUCUGGAAUCAGCAAGUCAUUUGAUGCAUCAAUUAGCGAGGGAGAAAAUGCUUUUCAAAGCUCACUUGAUACAGCCACUUCUUUGAUGAGAUCUGUCAUUGAUAAUGUUACUAAAUCUGUGGACAAUGCUUUUGGUGGAGCCCUUUCUUCUGUCAAUCAAACAGGGGAAUUAGCGAAUAAGAAAUUGGCUCGCUUUUCAAGUGAUAUAAGCGGAAUCACAAGCAAAGCACCUGCUUUUGCUAUUGAUGUAUUCCGAAGCACAAUCAUAGCAGUAGAGAGUUCGUUAGUAAGUGUGGCUUCCCAUGUGGUCUACCUAUAUGGUUCAGCCAAGGAGCUUCUUCCUGUAGGAAUCAGGGAUGCGGUAAAUGUGUAUGAAUCUAAAGCUUCUCAAAUAUUGAGGCCGAUUGGGUCUGCAUCUCGGGAGAUAUUCACAACAGUCUAUUCAUUGGAGAAGAGUCUUGGCUUGGAUCCAAAUGAUCCAAUUGUUCCAUUUGUUGUUGUUGUGGGCUCUUCAGCCGCAAUAUGGGCUGUCUAUCGGUUGUGGGCAUAUGGAGGUUACUCUGGAGAUUUAUCUCCUAAAUCAGCUUUGGACCUCUUGUCUGGGAAUGAAAAUGCUUCACUUAUAGAUAUCCGAAAUGAGGAUCUGAGAGAAAAAGAUGGUAUUCCUGAUCUUCGGCGGGCUGCACGGUUUCGCUAUGCAAGCAUAACUCCACUGGAGGUUGAUAGUUCCGUUAGGAAGUUGUUCAAGAGUGAAAGAGACCUUAAUGACUCCAUGAUUGCUGUUGUUAUUCGAAAUUUGAAGAUUGUAAAGGACAGCUCCAAGGUUAUAGUCUUGGAUUUUGAUGGUGGUCGUUCCAAAGGCGUUGCAAGAUCCUUGAGGAAAAUUGGGGUCAAGAAUCCAUACUUGGUUCAAGGUGGUUUUCAGUCUUGGGUGAAACAAGGCCUCCGUGUCAAGGAACUCAAACCUGAGACAACACUUACCUUACUAAAUGAGGAAGCUGAAGCAAUUCUAGAGGAUCUUCGCCCUUCUCCUUUGCAAAUUUUAGGAUAUGGCAUGGCUGUUAUUGCAGGGUUGUAUGCAUUAUUAGAGUGGGAGAAGUCAUUGCAGUUAAUUGGUGUUUUCGGCCUCAGUCUGACAAUCUAUCGGAGGGUGACAUCAUAUGAGGAUUCUGAAGAUCUUAAGCAAGAUGUGAGGUUGUUGCUUACACCCGUGAGACUUGGAGCUCAAGCAGUUUCUUGGAUUUCUGGAAAAGUAGAAACGAACCGCAUAGGGUUGCCUACUUCGCCUUCAUCAUUAGAUGUUCAGAACCGAGUUUUGCAGGCAGCUGCAAAGCAUGAAUCUCAACCGUCGGAUGCUGAAAGUAUCCAAGAUUCACCGGUUCCUGAACCAUCACUUCCUCUCAACGAGAAUGCAUGACUUUAUACAGAUGGUCAUGUGCUAACAUGAGAAGAGGACAGUCACAGCGAGUUAACUUCCAUGACAUUGUUCGACCUUUCUAAACAUCUUAUAAGAUGAUUCUGUACAAGUUAUUGAAUGAAUAAGCAAGUUCUGUACAAUUCAAUAGUGAAUUAAUGAACAAGUAUUGCGUAUGCACCACUUAAAGCACUUGUACACCCAAUACGGUUAUUAAAGAUUCCUUCCAAGCAUGGAAUGGAGAACUGUGAUUUUACGACAA